This is a messenger RNA of Anthostomella pinea, 1440 nucleotides long. The record is from the annotation of a GenBank genome assembly. Lineage: Eukaryota; Fungi; Ascomycota; Sordariomycetes; Xylariales; Xylariaceae.
AUGGAGGCCCUCCUACCCAAACGCAUUACCCCCUCCUUCCCCAACUGGACCCAGACCCCCAUCCCCAACCUCCAAGUCUCCUCCGCGGGUCUCCUCGCGCUCGCCGAUUUGGGUACCAUCGCGCAGCGCACGCGCAUCGUCGGCGGCUCCUCCUGGCUCGACGCUCUGUUAUUAGCGCCGGGACUGCACUACCAGCAGGCGGCCGACGCGCUGGUCGGGGGCGGCGGCGGUGGUGGUAGUAUGAGAGGCGGUGCUGGAGGCGGCGAUCCGGUCUCGUCGUACAGCGCCGUCGAGCUUGUCGUCGGCGGCAGCGGCGGGGAGGGAGAAGGGGGCAAAACGACCACGUACAACAUCACCAACGCGGCGAUGCUGCAGUACCUGCGGCGCGUCAGUCGGGCCGGGGAGCGCGUCGUCGUCGAUGUGGGCAUGCUUCCAAAGCGCGACGGGUUUUACUCGUGGCGGUCGUGGGGUAUGGGCGGACCCGGUUCAAUGGGGAGUGGGAGUAGGAGUCGGAGGCGGCGGUCGUCGGGCGGCGGCAGGCAGCGCGCGACGAUAUGGCAGGACGAGGGCGCAGAUCUGGGGUGGUUGUCGCAUGUGCUGUAUUUGGCCAGUCCUGUACUGACGGUUGCUGCUGUUGUGUUCAUGAUCUUGCUUCGCGAAUGGUGGGGCGUAGGCCUCCUCCUCGCCCUCAUGUUCAGCCGCAUCCUCAACAUCUGGGUAAUAAAGCAGCGAUGCCAACCGCCGCCUUCUCCCCCUUCCUCUCCUCAUGCUCCUUCCCAACACCCCAACCCAAGCCAUCCACCCGACCAAACCCUCCCGAACCUCCUCACAGAAUACACCAUAACCCCCCCCACCCCCCCUUCCCAAAACCAAACCACCCAAUCCCAAUCCCAAAACCAAUCUCAAUCCCAAACCAUCACCCUCCGCGGCCUCCCAACCGACCUCCAAGCCGUAACCACAGCCCCAUGGCUAGCCCACAAGACGCACGUCGACGGCUACCUCGAGGCCAUGGCAAAGCUGACCGUGUACCUGGUCGCCGCGCUCAGCGGCAACAUGACGCAGGUCGGCUCCGUGAUCUUUCUGGCGCUUUUGUUAUUAACGGCGGGUUUGCUUGGCUUGAGCAAUGCUCAUGCAAGGACUUUGAGGAUGCAUGGGCGGGUGGUGGUGGGGACGGUGGAGGAUAAGGGGGGUAUGGUGCCGGGGAGGGGUGGUGGAAAACGGGGUGAUGGGAGGAAACUUAAAGGUGAUGAUAGGCAAGGUGCUGGUGCUGGUGCUGGGGCGCGGUAUCCGAAUGGUGGCGAGGAUGGCACCUCCUGGCCGGCGAGCGACGACUUGACGUCGAGUGGGAUCUCGGGCAUGGACGAUUUCGCGGAGAGGGGCCAGGUUGGGCGACCGGUGAGGGAUCGGCGUUUGUUCGACGAUUCAGUGGAGUACAAGUAA